Molecule: messenger RNA, 1212 nt
Organism: Naegleria gruberi
Lineage: Eukaryota; Heterolobosea; Eutetramitea; Acrasida; Naegleriidae
Product: rad23 protein
Exons: 2
Coding region: 1-1158 (385 amino acids)
Biological process (GO): proteasome-mediated ubiquitin-dependent protein catabolic process; nucleotide-excision repair
Cellular component (GO): nucleoplasm; cytosol
Molecular function (GO): ubiquitin binding; proteasome binding; damaged DNA binding
Source: RefSeq, a predicted model, not a curated record
AUGCAAAUCACCUUCAAGACAGUCCUCAAGAGACAAUUUACUCUCGAAGCAAAUCCAACAGAUACGAUCAAAGUAUUGAAACAAUCUGUUGAAGAUGCCACAGAAUACAGUUCUAAUGGAAUGAAAUUAAUUUAUGGAGGAAAGGAAUUAGCUGAUGAACAAUCCAUUGAAUCAGCCAAUAUUCAAUCCAAUGUUGCUGUCAUUGUCGUUGCCAAGAAGAAGCAACUUGCUGCUCAAGUUAAGAAGAAGGAAGAAGAAACAACACCACAACCAACCACUACUGAACAACCAAGUUCCGAAUCUACUCCAGCCACUACUACUACCACUACUCCUUCAACAACUACUCCAGUCACUACAACCACUACUACUCCUUCCACCACUCCUACUACUGCUACAACAACAACUACAACAACAGAACAACAAAAUAUCCCAGGUGGUCCUGGAUCUCCGGAAUAUGAUGAAACAGUGCAACAAUUUUUGGAAAUGGGCUAUGAUAGAAAUGAUAUUGAUGAGUGUAUGAAGGCUUCAUUCUAUGAUAGAGCUACUGCUGCUGAAUUCCUCAUUUCUGGUAUUCCUGAAAAUGUCAAGCAAAUGAUGCAAGAAAAUGGUGGUAAUUUACCUACUCCACCACAAGGAGGUAGUCUUGCCUCUGCUCUUGCUGGAAAUCAACAAGGAUUCAGCUUGCGUGAUUUGUUCACCCUUUCACCACAACUUAACAAUUUGAGAAAUGCUAUCAGACAAAAUCCAACUUUGUUACGUGAAUUCUUGACACACGUAUCACAAGUUAGUCCGGAAUUGUACCAAAUCAUUCAAUCUAAUCCUCGUGAAUUUUUGGAAAUUAUUAAUGAAACUGGUCCAGUUACUGGAACUACUGGAACUCAACCACAAACUACUCCAACUACUACUACUGGAGGUGAACAUCCACCAUCUGGUGAGGAACUUCAACAACAAGCACCACCAGGAACAAUUUUCAUUUCUCAAGAUGAUGAACGAAAGAUUAACGAACUUGUUGGUUUAGGAUUUACAAAGAAUGAAGCCAUUCAAGCCUAUUUGGCCUGUGAUAAGAAUCAAGAAAUGGCUGCUAACUUGCUCUUUGAAAAUCGUGAUCGUGGUUUUGAGGAUGACAGUGAUGAUGAGCAAGGAAUGCACGAUGAAUAAAUUUUCUCUAUAACUUGUAUUUUAUUUAACAAUGACCAUUUCAAUAUUUUCAGC